Molecule: messenger RNA, 955 nt
Organism: Hordeum vulgare subsp. vulgare (domesticated barley)
Lineage: Eukaryota; Viridiplantae; Streptophyta; Magnoliopsida; Poales; Poaceae
Exons: 6
Coding region: 1-936 (311 amino acids)
Source: RefSeq, a predicted model, not a curated record
AUGGUUAGGACGCCCCAGCCGCCAGAGCCCUUCGCCGCUGCCGAGGUCCGAGAGGAGCCGCCGCCGCCGAGAUACAAAAGCGCAUCAAAUUUGACUGCACAGUCAAUCAUAGUCGCAUAUUACAAAAAUGCUACAAGAUCAAAAUUAAGAAGAGUGUCAGAGUGGAUCGUACACACCAAAAGUACUCGUGCAGAAAAUCAUCAGCAGGUGAUGUCGAAGAAUUGGAAAGAAAGAAUAAAAAAUGAUUCGGCAGACUUCUUGUCCAUCUCAGAACUACUACCUCGGAGCAAACCAUGUAAUUUGAAUAUUUAUGCAUCUAUUGGCAAAAUUGUCUUAAUGGGUUCUCUUAGACCUGAAUUGAAGGGGCACUUGUCAGUCAUUGAGAAACAUUCCUUGAAUGGACAUAAUGAUAUCGUCAGAGAUUUUAUUACUACUGGAUGCAAGUUAUGUGGUUUACCUCUAUACCAAAAGAAUCUUCAUGGAGACAGUACUUAUCCAAUCGAUUGCCUUGAUAAUCCAAAGUAUCUCCAUGUUGUUGGACAGAUAUAUAAAUCAUUCAUGAUCUAUGUGCAAGACCGAAAUGGACAAGUUCUUGUGCUUGUGAAGAAUAAAGUUGCCGAGAUUCUGUUUUCAAAUAUCAACGCAGAUGAUGUGUCUGAAUGCUACAAGAGCCGCCAUUGCAUGCUGGUAGAUUCUUGUGACUCUGGCCAGUCAAGCACUUGUGGGAUGCUAGGUGGCAGUGGCAAGACAGGCAUUGCUAAAAGGAAAAGAACCAAACAUAAGCUUGAUUUUCAUCUUAUCUGGCUCAUUGUUAUGAAAUGCAUGCUGAACCAAGGCAAGAACAGUCCAUUCUGCUUCCAGAUUUCGGUCAACCCCGGGAGAAAUGUUGAGGAUGGACGAUUUGAACUGAUUUCGUUGACAAUGCCAAUACCAUGAGAUGGGAAUUCUUCUUUUA